This is a messenger RNA of Molossus molossus (Pallas's mastiff bat), 2141 nucleotides long. It is a transcript of the gene MAPK9, whose product is annotated as mitogen-activated protein kinase 9. The record is from RefSeq and is a predicted model, not a curated record. Gene Ontology annotation, biological process: protein phosphorylation; JNK cascade. Lineage: Eukaryota; Metazoa; Chordata; Mammalia; Chiroptera; Molossidae. Gene Ontology annotation, molecular function: ATP binding; JUN kinase activity. Gene Ontology annotation, cellular component: cytoplasm; nucleus. The transcript has 12 exons. The coding region runs from base 156 to 1304 and encodes 382 amino acids.
UUCUCUCCCAAGCCGUGAACUACAUGCUGCUUCAAGACUGGUUCCUAGAUGCUGCUGUAUAUCUCCUACAUGACUUGUCACGUUCUUGUACAAAGGCACCCCAUAAAUGAAUCUGACAACUGUACAGCCUUUGGAAUCUUAUAUGACACUACAUCAUGAGUGACAGUAAAUGUGAUAGUCAAUUUUACAGUGUGCAAGUGGCAGACUCAACUUUCACUGUCCUUAAGUGUUACCAGCAGCUGAAACCAAUUGGCUCUGGAGCCCAAGGAAUUGUUUGUGCUGCUUUUGAUACAGUUCUUGGGAUAAAUGUUGCAGUCAAGAAACUAAGCCGUCCUUUUCAAAAUCAAACUCAUGCAAAGAGAGCUUAUCGUGAACUCGUGCUCCUAAAGUGUGUCAAUCAUAAAAAUAUAAUUAGUUUGUUAAAUGUGUUUACACCACAAAAAACUCUAGAAGAAUUUCAAGAUGUGUAUUUGGUUAUGGAAUUAAUGGAUGCUAACUUAUGUCAGGUUAUUCAUAUGGAGUUAGACCAUGAGAGAAUGUCCUAUCUUCUUUACCAGAUGCUCUGUGGUAUUAAACACCUUCAUUCAGCCGGCAUAAUUCAUCGAGAUUUGAAACCUAGCAACAUCGUAGUAAAGUCAGACUGCACCCUUAAGAUCCUGGACUUUGGCCUAGCCCGGACAGCGUGCACCAACUUCAUGAUGACCCCCUACGUGGUGACACGGUAUUACCGGGCGCCAGAAGUCAUCCUGGGUAUGGGCUAUAAGGAGAAUGUUGAUAUCUGGUCAGUGGGUUGCAUCAUGGGCGAGCUGGUGAAAGGUUGUGUGAUAUUCCAAGGCACUGACCAUAUUGAUCAGUGGAAUAAAGUUAUUGAGCAGCUAGGAACACCAUCUGCAGAUUUCAUGAAGAAACUUCAGCCAACUGUGAGGAACUAUGUAGAAAACAGACCAAAGUAUCCUGGAAUCAGAUUUGAAGAACUCUUUCCAGAUUGGAUAUUCCCAUCAGAAUCGGAACGAGACAAAAUUAAAACAAGUCAAGCCAGAGAUUUGUUAUCAAAAAUGUUAGUGAUAGACCCUGACAAGCGAAUCUCUGUGGACGAAGCUUUGCGUCACCCUUACAUUAUUGUUUGGUAUGACCCUGCUGAAGCAGAAGCGCCACCACCUCAAAUUUAUGAUGCCCAGUUGGAAGAAAGAGAACAUGCAAUUGAAGAAUGGAAAGAGCUAAUUUACAAAGAAGUAAUGGAUUGGGAAGAAAGAAGCAAGAAUGGUGUAGUGAAAGAUCAGCCUUCAGCACAGAUGCAGCAGUAAGUAGCAACGCCACUCCUUCUCAGUCAUCAUCUAUCAAUGACAUUUCAUCCAUGUCCACCGAGCAGACGCUGGCCUCAGACACAGACAGCAGCCUUGAUGCCUCCACAGGACCCCUUGAAGGUUGUCGAUGAUGAGUUAUAAAUAGCAAGUUUGUCAUCAGUGAGGAACUCUCACCUCCAUGGGCCUGAAAUGCCUUGGAGUUGAAGGAACCAAAUUAAAAAGUCCAUGUUCUGCAUGUAAGAAACACGAUGCCUUGUCUCUGCUCGGUCCUAAUAACACUGCCUGCCUAGAUUAUAAAGUGAAGCAGGUUAUGUCUGAAGGAAACAGUGCAAGCCACACUCUUAGAGAUUUCUUUCAAGGUCAUUUCAGGUGAGCAAUUAGAAUGAAUGCACUUUUUAAAAUUGUGUGGUAAUAGUAGUGACAAUUUCUCAUCCUCAGUAACUGUCGGGACUUAUAUGCAUGUGACCACAAAUGCUUCCUCUGACUUGCCAUCUAGCACUUUGGAAAUCAAUAUUUAAAUGCCAAAUAGUCUUCCAGGUAGUGCGACUUCUAGAAUUAUCUCUUAAUCCUCUUACGUACUUUGGUGUCUGUCCAGAAAAAAUAGAUUUAUGUGUAUUAAUUGGCCACCAUCGUAUUAUCAUAUUUCACCUUCUUUUAUGGUAUAAUUUAUUCUAUCUUUUGUAUUUCAGAAGGAAUAUAAUUAAAUCUAUUUAAUAAAUAAAAAAUAGAACUUAAAAAAAAUGUGUCAUAUUUGGGGCUGAGAAUUACCUUUGCUAAAGCCAAGACACUUACAUGUACACUUUGUUCUAAGUCGUCUUAGUCUGAGAGGGUUUUACC